Molecule: messenger RNA, 5661 nt
Organism: Rhopilema esculentum
Lineage: Eukaryota; Metazoa; Cnidaria; Scyphozoa; Rhizostomeae; Rhizostomatidae
Product: multiple C2 and transmembrane domain-containing protein 1
Cellular component (GO): membrane
Molecular function (GO): calcium ion binding
Source: RefSeq, a predicted model, not a curated record
CCCGUCAGGACAGAUAUACUUUUUAUAAAGUCGCUUGUUUCGGAAAAGAUUAUAGAAGAUAGAGGAGAUAGAGAAGGAAUUAUUUGGCUAUUUGCCACCCUUGUGAGGCCAAAUUGGCAGCACUGUGGCAACGUUGUUGUUUAUCUGUGACAGGGAUUCUAGUCAUGUCCAUCAUCGAUGUUGUUUUCGUCACGAAAUAACAGUCGUUGAAAGCAGAAGUCGUUGCUAACCGAUUGACACAGCUAAUGUUGCCAACUGUUACAUAUCUAUUUGUGAUGCUAACAGAGCAAAGAAAACAAGAAGUUGGUCGUUUGUUUUGAAACACGAUGUUGAGUGCUGUCUCUUGCGGCAUUGCCGAAUGCAAUCAAGGCCUAAGCAUCGCUCGUUGGGCGGUCGUAUUGAGAUCAUAGAAUUAACAAGCAACCACUCUGUCUAAUUUGUAACUCGUGAUUAAAAUUUAACGGGCCAAGGCAUAUGUUAUGAUAAUCAUGCCGCUAGAAGAGGUGAAGAAAAAAACCAAGCUUUUCCCAUUUCAUUUAUACCGCAAACGUAGUGGCAGCAAGAGCAAGGGUAAAUCGAAGUCUUUGCUUGACUUAUAUGGCGGGGAAGGAGAAACUGAAGACAAGAAAAACGGCGAAAUCUUAAGAAGAAAAAGGCUUUCACAUCAUGAGAAUGCUGUUUUGAAUUCCAGCUUGGAAUCUAAUGGCGAAGAGGCGAUUGAAGCUGUUAAAAGUUUAGAAGGCCCUCCUUUUUUAGCUGAGCAGAGAGUUCUCAACCGAGAAGACCAAGAAGAGUCCAGGGAGAUGAAUGUCGGGGAUGGUUACGAAUCUGAAGAAAGGGAUAUUGAUUGGGAAAAAGCCAAUAUGAAAGCGGAUGAGGCUGGUGAAGCCGAUGCUUCGUUGUCGGAGUCGGAAACAAUUGCCAAAGCCCCUGAAUUCCCACCAGGAACCACUGCUGCGCUCGCUUGGAAGAGUAACACGUGUUCGUUGUUCCAAAUUGAAGUAGAAAUACGCGAGGGUUUAAAUUUGAUUGCAAGAGAUCGAUCUGGUACAAGUGACCCAUAUGUUAAAGCGAAGUUCAGAGGAAAGUGUGUGUACAAAAGCAAGAUCGUGUACAAGAAUCUAAAUCCUGUUUGGAAUGAAAAGUUCAGUCUAUUCUUUGACGAUGUUAAUACCAAUCUGGUUUUCAAAGUUUAUGAUUUCGAUCGAUUGAGUUCUGAUGAUCAAAUGGGUGUCGCAUCUCUCAAUGUUGGUGAGCUUGAAAUAAACAGGUCUCACACUUUGAACCUGGACUUGAUCAAUCGAACAGGCCUGCAAGAAGAUCUAGGCCAAAUUGUCGUUAGCGUGCUUAUAACAGCAAAAGGAAGCAGCGAUGAACCAGAGUUGACAAGAAGUGUGUCGACCAGGAAUCAAGCGAAACGUGGAAGUAGAGUACCGUCGUGGGAUGGUGUCGUUGCUAUAACGUUGGUUGAAGGUAGCAAGCUCAACUCUUUUGAUGAUAAUGGAUUCAGUGAUCCAUACUGCAAAUUUAAACUUGGGAAUGAGAAGCACAAAACAAAGUUUUGUAAGGCAACGCUGAACCCACAAUGGAAGGAAAAGUUUGAGCUGAGAAUGUAUCAUGAUGUGAGCGAAAUGUUGGAAAUUCAAGUAUGGGAUAAAGAUCCAGGUCGCGAUGAAUUCAUGGGCAGGUGUGCUGUAGAUUUAUCGACUUAUGAGCGAGAACGGACUCAUUUUGUUCAAGUUGACCUAGAAGACAACGCAGGCAUGGUUUCGUUUUAUAUGACAAUCACUGCUCUAUCUGUGCCUGGUAGCGUGUCGGAUUUAUCGUUGUACAUGGAUCAGGCAAGAAACAUGCGAGAAGAACACGAACAAGAUUUUACUUUGAAAAAUACGUGGAGGAGGAUAGACGAAAUCGGCUGGCUACAGAUUCGCUUGCAUAGAGCCGUAGGUUUGGCAUCAGCUGACAUUGGUGGUGCAAGUGAUCCGUUUGCUGUUAUUGAAGUAAACAAUCAAAGGGUUCUUACUCCAACAGUUUACAAAACACUGAAUCCUCAUUGGGAAAAAGUCUAUGAAAUGCCCAUUUACGACAUACACGAAACAAUCAGCCUCACAAUUUAUGACGAAGAUCGACGCGGCGCACCAGAAUUUCUUGGACGUGUUGGAAUACCCUUGCUAACGAUUGUUCCGCAAGAAAAGCGAAUUUAUCAGUUGAAAGACAAGAACUUAGAACGACAGGCGAAAGGGCAUGUGAUAAUAACCUUUGACCUUGUUUAUAACCCGAUUCGAGCGAGCAUUCGAACGUUCAAUCCAAGAGAGAUCAAUGCCCUUCACGAAAGGCCAAGGUUCAGAAGACAGCUUCUACAGCAAAAUGUCGACAGGCUGAGUAACAUUAUCAAGAGUAUAAUUGCAACGGGACAGUUCAUCCAGUCUUUAUUUACUUGGAAAUACAGACUGAGAAGUGCAUUUGCAUUUAUUUUAUAUGUGUUAUUGGUAUUGAACUUCGAAUUAUUUUUCUUGCCGCUGAUAUUGCUACUAAUUUUGCUGAAAAACUACAUCGUUUUUAUGUUAUCACCUGACAAGGAACAGAAUCUUGAACUGGACAAGGAUUCCUCGGCGUCAUUUGAUGAUGAUGACGAUGAAGAUGAUUUGGAUGAAAAGAAUAAAAAGACUAAAGGAAAGAGUCUGCGAGAGCGGCUUGAAGCUGUCACUAAUAUUUGCACAACAGUUCAGAAUCAGUUGGAUUUUAUAGCUUCUUUUGCUGAAAGAAUAAAAAACACAUUUAACUGGAGUGUCCCAUUCUGUUCCUAUCUGCUCAUGGUCAUACUCUCAGUUGGCACCAUACUGCUCUACUUUCUACCUUUGCGGUAUAUACUACUUGCCUGGGGUGUCAAUAAAUUCACAAAGAAAAUACGAAAGCCAAAUGCUGUUGGCAACAACGAAUUACUAGAUUUCCUUUCCCGUAUUCCAUCCGAUCCUGAAUUGAAGCAGAGAAGACGUUUAAAAACAGAUAUGGCGUUGCGCUGAUGGCUACCAGAGGGAAUAUAAACUAAAAGCACGAGAGAUGUUAUGCAUAACAAGCUGAAACAGUUCUCGCUCCAUCGAAUUUUUCUAGUAGAUACUUGUCGAGUGAAUGGUAUGUAUACGUUUAUGAAUAAGAUUUGAACCUGGUUUGCUCAUCCAUCAAAGCAUAUAGAGAACCCUCUCGCAAUCCUUGGAUUUGAUAUUCAUGUGCAUGAGCUUACAGCAAAUGCCUCAGAACGAUGACAAAAGCUAUUGCAACCAAUACGCCGCAGUCUAUUGCAAAUCAAAUCGUAAAAGGGGUAUAGAUUUUCAAGCUUGUCAUCUGGAUGAAAGACGUAUGUCAUUUAAGGUUUUUGUCUCAAGCUCGAAUCUGUUGGCCGCCGGCACACUAUUCGUAUUGCUUUAGUAGCAUCACAUUGGGGUAGUUAUAACAUGUGUUUAAAUGUCCGAAAAGACGUCGUUUAUUCUGUUGCUGGUAAUGACUAGAUGUUGAAAUUUGUUAUCAUAAUUAAUUGAUAAAGAUCAUAAAUUAACUACCAAUCUAGUGUUAGAAUUGGAAUAAUAUACUGAUACCAGUGCUUUAGUGCGAAGGUUUUUAGAAGAUCGUGUUACUUUUAAGUUCAUUUCCAAUUCCUAAAUUUCAGUUGAACAAAUCUUGUAGCCUUGUAGCGCAAAGGUAGACGGCGUAGAGUCAAUUGUUUUUUUGUGGAAAGGGGUCACAGAAAAUUGUUUACAUGAAGUGAAAAGAGUCAACCGAUUUAAAUACAACACAUGAUUUCUAAGUGGGUCAUCUUGCAAGUAAAUAAAGUGGUUUAGCUAUAGGGGCCCUGUUGGGAACAUUAAAUCCCUAUAAAAAAACUUAAAAAAUUACGAUAGUUCCAAUCAAAUUUCCCACUAGCAUUAGGUAAAACAACGUUCUUUCAAAUUUUUAAAAAGAACCCUUGUGCGUACAAUUGCCGUUUGGUAUGUUGGCAAAUUCAAAAGCGCGAUAUGUUAGAUUUCCGAGUAUUUUGUUGAUUUUAAGAACUUUUUAAAUGAAUCAACUGCUUUGAUGGAUGGUGAGAGUUUUUUAUAUCUGUUUAUUUGGUACUUCCAUAAUCUAGUUGGCUUAGUUCUAAUAACAUAAAAAGCUGGCAGCUUAGCGAAAAGACAAGGAUUUCGUUAUAAUAGGAAUUUUUUUGAUUUUGUUAAGAUGACAAUUCAAGCAGAAACUAGGUACUAGUUAGGUUUUUGUGCUUCCACAUCAUAAAAUAGAUUCGGGUUCAAACUUACUACUUUUUAGGCUUUGUUUUCUGUUACCGCAUUCAUCAUUAGUAUUGGGGUAUAGAUCAAGCUGUGUGACAUGAUUGUCAAUUUUUCUCAUCAAUUGAUAAAUGAUAUUUUUAGAGUUGUAUUUGUUGCACAAAAUAACAUUUUCAAACUAACAAUCAAUAGCUUGCUUUGAAUGAACAAGUAAUUUAUUCAUGAUUAAUUUCAAUGUAAGUUUGAACAAUAAUUGUAUCUUGUUAAAAAGAAAUGUUAUUUUUAACUCUCAGUAGGCUCUAGAAGCUAAACAUGCAUAUUUUAAAGAACAAUUGUAGCUAGUAGCUUUGCUGGCAGUAUGCAUAGCGAAGACAACUUCAGUGGUCGACAAAUUUUUAUUCUGGUGCUUGUAACCAGGUUCUCAUAUAACGCAAACCGUCGGCGACCAUCGCCGAUGCAAGUGUUCUCAUAAACUGCUUGACUGCGAUGACUUGCGAUAUUCUGGCCCUGUUCUGUCAUAAGUGGACAUUGAAACAAAGUGCCUCAAUUUGAUAAUUUUGCGCCAAUUCUGGUAGCAGUGCCUCGACGUAAUAAAAACAUCAGCCGAUGCAUACGAUCAUAUUUUGAAACAAAAGUGAUUACUUCUCUGAUGUAAUCUUCUUCAUAUUUUCAAUAAAUAUCUGGAAACAUCCGUUCUUAUUGUCAUGAUUCUGCGUUUCUUUAAUAUACAGUGUCUUCUUUAGACAAAUCCUCCUGUUCAGUCAUUUUGCUCGGCGCAAGUGUGGCCAUAUAGGAAGACUGGAAGCUAGGCAUGAUCGCAGAUAUGUUCCCAUCGGCGAUUAUCGCCGUCGAUCGCAAGAAACAAACUUUUUUGGUUCAUCGGCGACGUACAAAAACUGAUAUUCUCGUAUAUUGCAAGCAUCGCAAGGCCCUCAUCGGCGACGAUCGCUGACAUAUGAGAACCAGGCUUAAGAGUCAUGCUGUCGUUCAUGUUCUUUUUAAUAAGUAAAUUAAAUAAGUAAAUAAUAUAAGUGUUUUCGUCUGGUUGACAAUGGCUGGACCAGUGUCAACGACCUGAAACAAUGAACUGAAAUAUAGCCACUGCUAGCAAAAAGCAAAAUAUACCUUUAUACCUUUUAUGAACAAAAUUGUUAAGGACCUCGACCUUGUAUCCAAGUUUGUUUUGCAAAGAAACUUAAAAAGAUUUUACCUUGAGAAGUGACAGGAUUCCAUACUUUUAGAUUCCCAAUAAACAUGCUAAGAUAAUUUAUUUAAUUCACGCAGUCUGAUUGUUAAUGCAUUGAUGUAUUUAUUUCUUUGCUAUUCGUUGUGAGAUUAUUAACUGCUUUGGUGUAUAAACUUUUUUAUUCAUAUAUUCAAAAAGCAAUAACUUUGUGCA